Messenger RNA from Camellia sinensis, 3380 nucleotides. Its product is annotated as scarecrow-like protein 9. NCBI's taxonomy places the organism in Eukaryota, Viridiplantae, Streptophyta, Magnoliopsida, Ericales, Theaceae. The record is from RefSeq and is a predicted model, not a curated record.
UUUUCAAAGAAAAGCCCUGCUUGAAGCCUCUUCUUAUUUCAUAUUUGAUGCAAAUAUGCUCUCAAAGUAAUUGAAGUAUAGCACAUAUUUGGUGAAUAUUUGUGGGUUUUUAACUUUUAUCACUUUGUGUUCGUUUCCUUUGAUUGCUGCUCUGCCCAAUGUACUUGUAUUCUUGUUCCAAACUCUUCACUACUUUUGUCCCAUUUUUAGAGUCACUUUGAUGCACCUUACUCGUUUUAGGGUUUCAAUUUCUGGGUAUUUGAUACAUUGUGCCUUUGACAAUCUUAUUUUGUAAACUAGCAGAUAGAUCGGGGAAGAUAUAUAUAUAUAUAUAUAUAUGGGGCAAAGAGAAUCUGGUGUUGGAGCUGUACUUUUCUAAGGUUUUGGGUAUAAUCAAUUUGACUAGUUCUUGUAAAAUAGAUGGUCAUGGAUAAACAAUUGAGAGGCUAUUAUGGUUCAGUGAACAGAAUCAAAUAUGAAGAAGAAACCGAUUCGAGCCUCUCAGAUCGGAGUUUUAUCACUGGGUUCAAUGUUGGUGGUACAUGUAUGGAUCAAAAUUUCUUCAAUCUUUCUCCAUUUCCACCUGAUCUGAACCCAGGUGUCAUCUCGCCUUCUGAUUUUACCACUGAGAGUGAUUCUCAUGAGGAUUGUGAUUUUAGUGAUGUGGUUCUUAAGUACAUAAACCAGAUGCUCAUGGAAGAAGAUAUGGAUGAGAAGACUUGUAUGUUUCAAGAGUCUGCAGCUCUCCAAGCUGCAGAGAGGCCAUUCUAUGAGGUCCUCGGGGAGAAGUACCCCCCUUCUCCCAAUCACCGUCUAAUUCAUUACACGGAUCAAAAUAUUGAAAUCCCAAAUGAAUUUUAUGCUGAGCAAUCAUACUAUGGGGUUAUUGGGGAUAAGUAUCCCUCUUGUCCUGAUCACUGCCUAAUUCAUUAUGCAGAUCAAAAUAUUAAAAUCCCUACUGAAUUUUACGGUGGCAGUAACUAUAACACUAGCAGCUGUAGCAGUAGCAGCGGUGUAAUGGGUCCGGGUUUGAGUUGUGAUAAUAGUGAGAACGAGUCUUCUCUGGUACGAAGUGCGGUCACAGAUCUUGGUUCACAGUCCAUUUCUCAGUCGUCUUUUGGCUCAUCUAAUAGUACCUGUAAUGCCAUAGAUGGACUCGUGGAUUCACCCAUGAGUAGUACCCUUACAGUUUGUGAUAUUUUCAAUGAUAGUCAGUCUGUCUUGCAGUUUAAAAGAGGGGUUGAGCUAGCAAACAAGUUCCUUCCUUGUGGUGACGAUUUGUGUCUUGAUUCGGGGAGUAAUUUAGUUAAAGAGGCAAAGAAAGAGGUGAAGGACAUGGUCGUUAAGUUUGAGAAAAAGAACGAAAUCGAAUAUUCUCUUGAUGGAUCAAGGGGAAAAAAGAAUCCUUAUCACGAAGAGUUGGAUUUGGAGGAAGGGAGGAGUAACAAGCAGUCGGCAGUUUAUGCUGAAGCCACUGUGAGAUCAGAAAUGUUUGAUAUGGUUUUGCUAUAUGGAGGGAAAAGCGAAUCAGCUCUUCGCAAAGUGUUGCAGAAUGGAGUGAACAAAAAUAUGCAGCAAAAUGUUCAACCAAAAGGAUCUAAAGGUGGGAAGGCUCGGGGUAAGAAACAAGGAGGUGAAAGGGAUGUGGUAGAUCUUAGAACUCUCUUAACGCUUUGUGCUCAAGCUGUUGCUGCCGAUGAUCGAAGGAGAGCAAACGAGCUAUUGAAGCAGAUCAGGCAACAUUCUUCCCCUACUACUGGGGAUGGGAUGCAGAGAAUGGCUCAUUAUUUUGCUGAUGGGCUCGAGGCACGGAUGGCUGGCUCAGGAACCCAGAGUUACAAGGCGGUUAUUACCAAACCAACAUCGGCUGCUGAGAUUUUGAAAGCUUACCAUCUGUUUCUUGCAGUUUGUCCAUUUAAGAAGCUCUCUAAUUACUUUGCAAACAAAACAAUUAUGAACGUAUCCGAGAAAGCAACGAGGCUCCACAUUAUUGAUUUUGGUAUUCUGUAUGGUUUCCAAUGGCCUUGCCUCAUUGAACGCCUCUCGUCUAGGCCUGGUGGACCUCCCAAGCUUCGAAUUACUGGGAUUGAUCUUCCGAAUUCGGGUUUCCGACCAGCAGAACGGGUUGAGGAGACAGGCCGUCGCUUAGCUGAUUAUGCAAGGUCUUUCAAUGUUCCAUUUGAGUUCAAUGCUAUAGCACAGAAGUGGGAAACAAUUCAGAUUGAAGAUCUCAAGCUUGAUACGGAUGAGGUGCUUGUAGUCAAUUGUCAUAAUAGAUUUAGGAAUCUACUUGAUGAGACUGUCGUGGUGGAGAGUCCAAGGGACAUUGUCCUGAACCUGAUCAGGAAGAUAAAUCCGGAUGUUUAUCUACAUGGGGUCAUAAAUGGCUCAUACAAUGCUCCCUUUUUUAUUUCACGUUUUCGGGAGGCUCUUUUCCACUACUCUUCUUUGUUUGAUAUGUUGGAGACUAAUGUACCUCGUGAGAUUCAUGAGAGGAUGCUGCUUGAGAAACAGGUAUUUGGAUGGGAGGUGAUGAAUGUGAUUGCGUGUGAAGGUGCGGAGAGGAUUGAGAGGCCGGAGACGUAUAGGCAGUGGCAGGUCAGGAAUCUGAGGGUUGGAUUUAGGCCACUACCUUUGGACCGGGAGAUCAUGAAUAUCGCCAAAGAAAGGGUGAAAACGUGCUACCACAGGGAUUUUGUGAUCGACGAAGAUGGUCAUUGGAUGUUGCUUGGGUGGAAGGGAAGAAUAAUUAAUGCACUUUCUUCUUGGAAGCCGGCUUACUAGAAGGCACGUUCAUUGCAACCUGUGGAAGGGCAAGGUUGUGGGUUGGCACGAUGCUUAUCUUGCUCGGCGUUUUCCUUUGUGCUCUAUUCAAUUUUGUUGUCCUAUUUGGAAUUGGAAGCCGAGCAGGUAAAGUGGAAGUAGAAGUGCUGCCUUCCUACUUUGUACUAAGAUGGAUCAGGAAAGCAAUUUACAGGUGCCAUUAAUCACCAAUUUGAUCGAAGAAUGAAAAGCAAUACAUCAAGUAACCGUGUUGCCCUAAUACUUCCUGGUAACUUGGUGAUGACUUUAUGAACUUUUGUCAGUUUUCAGACAAAUAGUCAGUUGGUAACACAGACAGAAGCUUUUUGUCAUACAAAGGUCCCUUUAUUUGAUCCGCGAAUCGCGCUUAGGUCAGUCUUUUAACUGUUUUGCUGAAAUGUAAAGUGGGCUUUUAGAUUAGAUGUUGUUCAUAUUCUUCUUGUUGCUUAAUGAUCAUCUUGUUUCAUAUUUCUCAGAAUUAAUAUUAUUGUUAAUCUUGUAAUGUUGUUGACACCUGUGCACAUUUUUCUUAAUUCUGUAUAAGCGUGUCCCUAAUCAUUGUGUCACAUUUUUCUUAA